This is a messenger RNA of Ctenopharyngodon idella (grass carp), 5942 nucleotides long. Its product is annotated as B-cell receptor CD22. The transcript has 16 exons. The coding region runs from base 74 to 3694 and encodes 1206 amino acids. NCBI's taxonomy places the organism in Eukaryota, Metazoa, Chordata, Actinopteri, Cypriniformes, Xenocyprididae. The record is from RefSeq and is a predicted model, not a curated record.
GCUCUCUCUCUAUCCAGUGUAAAAGCGUCACAGUCGAGCGCUGCAGCUCUUUCACUCAUCUCUGGUGGAGUGAAUGUACAUGAUGGAAAUAUCUGUGACGUUCCUCCUCACUGGAUGUCUGAUACAAGGAGUUUUUUGUGGCUUCAGUAUCAGUCUGCCGAAGAGAGUAGAAGCUCUACAAGGAGCCUGUGUUUUCAUACCCUGCACAUUUAAUAUUGAACAACAAUAUGAACAAUAUCUCACUGAUGCAAAGAGAAAAUGGUAUAAAGACAAAAACAUAGUGUUUGACUCCAGUAGCCCCGACACUGGAUUGUUAAGAGGAGAAAUAUUUGGCACUCCUACAGAGAAAAACUGCACCACUCGCUUCGAUAAUGUUAAGCAGAAAGAUAAUGGGUCAUAUUCCUUCAGACUUGAAGCCAGUGAUAAAUUAAAACAUACCUACAAAACUGUUAAAAUUGUCAUCAUAGAGUCUCCACCCAAACCCACAGUGAGUCUGUUGAAGGAUCAGCGGAAGGUGACGAAGGUGAUGGAGGGAAGCUCUGUGAAUCUGCGCUGCUCGACUAAGAUCUUCUGUUCCUCUCAUCCAGCAGUUCUCACAUGGAGCUCGUCUCCUGAACACCUCCUCAAGGAGAACGUCACACAACAGCAGCGUCAGGAGGAAACUAAGCUGAUCUCUGAUCUGAUCUUCACUGUAACUCACCGUCAUCAUUCAGCCACUUUCACCUGCACUGUAACACACCAGCUGCAGCAGAAGAUCACAAAAUCACAAAACGAGUCCCGUACGCUACGUGUUCAGUAUGCUCCUAAAAACACAUCUGCGCAUGUAAAUCCAUCUGGUUUUGUUCUGGAGGGUCGUUCAGUGACUCUGAGCUGCAGCAGUGAUGCAAACCCACCGGAGCUCAACUACACGUGGUACAGAGACACUGAAGAACCCCUGAAACCAGUGCAGACCGGACAGAACCUGACCAUCAACAACACCAACACGACACACAGCGGACGAUACGUCUGUACAGCUCAGAACAAACACGGCGCUCAGAACGCAUCAGUGCAGCUGGACGUCCAGUAUGCUCCUAAAAACACAUCUGCGCAUGUAAAUCCAUCUGGUUUUGUUCUGGAGGGUCGUUCAGUGACUCUGAGCUGCAGCAGUGAUGCAAACCCACCGGAGCUCAACUACACCUGGUACAGAGACACUGAAGAACCCCUGAAACCAGUGCAGACCGGACAGAACCUGACCAUCAACAACACCAACCCGACACACAGCGGACGAUACGUCUGUACAGCUCAGAACAAACACGGCGCUCAGAACGCAUCAGUGGAGCUGGACGUCCAGUAUGCUCCUAAAAACACAUCUGCGCAUGUAAAUCCAUCUGGUUUUGUUCUGGAGGGUCGUUCAGUGACUCUGAGCUGCAGCAGUGAUGCAAACCCACCGGAGCUCAACUACACCUGGUACAGAGACACUGAAGAACCCCUGAAACCAGUGCAGACCGGACAGAACCUGACCAUCAACAACACCAACCCGACACACAGCGGACGAUACGUCUGUACAGCUCAGAACAAACACGGCGCUCAGAACGCAUCAGUGCUGCUGGACGUCCAGUAUGCUCCUAAAAACACAUCUGCGCAUGUAAAUCCAUCUGGUUUUGUUCUGGAGGGUCGUUCAGUGACUCUGAGCUGCAGCAGUGAUGCAAACCCACCGGAGCUCAAAUACACCUGGUACAGAGACACUGAAGAACCCCUGAAACCAGUGCAGACCGGACAGAACCUGACCAUCAACAACACCAACCCGACACACAGCGGACGAUACGUCUGUACAGCUCAGAACAAACACGGCGCUCAGAACGCAUCAGUGCAGCUGGACGUCCAGUAUGCUCCUAAAAACACAUCUGCGCAUGUAAAUCCAUCUGGUUUUGUUCUGGAGGGUCGUUCAGUGACUCUGAGCUGCAGCAGUGAUGCAAACCCACCGGAGCUCAAAUACACCUGGUACAGAGACACUGAAGAACCCCUGAAACCAGUGCAGACCGGACAGAACCUGACCAUCAACAACACCAACCCGACACACAGCGGACGAUACGUCUGUACAGCUCAGAACAAACACGGCGCUCAGAACGCAUCAGUGCAGCUGGACGUCCAGUAUGCUCCUAAAAACACAUCUGCGCAUGUAAAUCCAUCUGGUUUUGUUCUGGAGGGUCGUUCAGUGACUCUGAGCUGCAGCAGUGAUGCAAACCCACCGGAGCUCAAAUACACCUGGUACAGAGACACUGAAGAACCCCUGAAACCAGUGCAGACCGGACAGAACCUGACCAUCAACAACACCAACCCGACACACAGCGGACGAUACGUCUGUACAGCUCAGAACAAACAUGGCGCUCAGAACGCAUCAGUGGAGCUGGACGUUCAGUAUGCUCCUAAAAACACAUCUGCGCAUGUAAAUCCAUCUGGUUUUGUUCUGGAGGGUCGUUCAGUGACUCUGAGCUGCAGCAGUGAUGCAAACCCACCGGAGCUCAAAUACACCUGGUACAGAGACACUGAAGAACCCCUGAAACCAGUGCAGACCGGACAGAACCUGACCAUCAACAACACCAACCCGACACACAGCGGACAAUACGUCUGUACAGCUCAGAACAAACACGGCGCUCAGAACGCAUCAGUGCUGCUGGACGUCCAGUAUGCUCCUAAAAACACAUCUGCGCAUGUAAAUCCAUCUGGUUUUGUUCUGGAGGGUCGUUCAGUGACUCUGAGCUGCAGCAGUGAUGCAAACCCACCGGAGCUCAACUACACCUGGUACAGAGACACUGAAGAACCCCUGAAACCAGUGCAGACCGGACAGAACCUGACCAUCAACAACACCAACCCGACACACAGCGGACGAUACGUCUGUACAGCUCAGAACAAACACGGCGCUCAGAACGCAUCAGUGCUGCUGGACGUCCAGUUUGCACCCAAAAUAUCCAUCUCUUGUAACCAAAGCAGUGAAAUCACAUGUGUCUGUGAGGCUCAUGGGAAUCCCUCGCCUACACUAAAGUGGCAUCUAUCUGGAAAUGUUCUCGCUAACUCUACAAACACGUCCAUCAGCAACGAAACUCCAGGAAACACAAGCUUGAAGAGUGUCCUAAUCAACUAUCAGCCCCUCACAAACACGGCCGUCCUGCAGUGUUUCAGUGCAAACACUCACGGCACUGCCAGCAUCAGCCAAAAGUUUCAUCCCGUCACAACAACAACGCCGAAGACAGAGACAGAGACACGUUUCCAUCAUCCAUCUAUGCUGCUCGGAGCUGCUGUCGGCGCAUUAGCGAUGAUGAUCUUGUGCAUCAUGAAGAUCUGCUAUGAACGAAGAAGGAAUCCCAAAGCUUCAGGAACCAGACAAGAUGACAGAUCUGGACUCAUUCUGACUCAAAUAGCCACUGCUUCCGAUGGUGACGGCGAGUGUGUUUACGCCGUUACACAUAAACCACCAGAAUCUCCUCAUUAUUCCUCCAUCGACUUCACGAACGCAGAGCCGCCGUCAGGAGAGAUCAGGGGCGUCUCCUCGCUGACAGAGGAAUAUGCUGUGGUCCGUCAUCGUUCUGCAAAAGACGCAGCAUCUGCGACGGACCCCAAGAAAGACCAAAGCCCACCAGAUAGCAGGGCGAAGAUCACGGAUGUGUCAUCAGAAGACACGAUUUAUGAAAACAUGUCCCGUCGCUUGGUUGCUUAAAGACAGAAAAGGAACAGUUGCGUUGCGUCCGAAAUCAAAUACUUCCCUGCUAUACAGUAUGCAAAAAACAGUACACCAACAGAGUAGUAUGUCAGAAUACAAAGUAUUCAAAAAACAAGUACCCGGAUGACCUACUACUUCUGAAGUGCACAUUCGAUGAACACUUUACUAUCACAUGACACGGCAGAGGCAGUGAAGCGACGCAACUGAGGCUGUAGGUCACAUGACAGUGACAACAAGUCACAUGAUAGUACCUACUCAGACAGUGUGCGAUUUCAGAUGCACCGCUGGUCAGUGCAGGUGUUGUUGAACAGUAAAGGUCUAUCCCACUAACACAUGUCUACACCAGACGCGACUGUUGUCGCUCGCGUCGCAACAGCUAAAAGCCAUCUACACUGGACACGUCAAAGCGCCCGUUGCAAAGCAUUUGUUCUUCAUGUCAGUAUGUCAUAAAUAGAACGAGGCAUCAGUUUACUGUCGGACAUUUGUCGCUUGCGUCGUGCCGUAUCUAGUGUAGACAACAUCACUGAAUAUAAUGGGUUCUAUUGUCUAAUAAUGUUUUUUUUUGUCGCGUCCGGUGUAGACACGGUGUAAGGACGAUAACUAUAAUGAUAACCAUAAAGAUUCGAAAGAUUAAAGAUUUUUUAAAAAUCAUUCGAAAUGUAAAGCAAUAGCAGAGUCCACACCACAACUGUAAUGUUGUAAAUUUUUUGAGUAGAAGGAAAAACAUGCUUAAACUUCUGAUAUAUGGUUUUCUGAGCACACACCUGAAGCAUGUGCACAGAAAGCUGGCUGUCAGAUGGCACAUCUCGUGAGUAUUAAACUAAUUUCUCUUUCACGUCUUACUGCACUUAAACUGUCAAAUACACACAAGGUUAAGUCAAAAACACACAAACAGUCGGUUAUGUCUGUGAACAUAAACAACAAGGAAAGAAAUCGCAUGUGUAUAUUAGAUCUGUGUAUUAAAGUUACAGAAGCGUAAUAUACAGUACUUACUGCUGUAUAUGCUGUUAAUAUGAUCCAAACAACAAAAGAAAUACAGAUAAUCACUCACUGCUCUUGAUUAAAUAACUUUAGUAACUUUAAUAAGAAUACACUUCUUACGCGAAUGCUGCUUUGGCGAGGAGAUAAACAUGGCGGACUGUGUACAGCUCACUCAGGGGAGGAGCUAAGCUAAUAAGACAGAUCAUCACCAGUCAUGGGCGGGGCUUACAAAAGAGUAGGGGGAAAUCUGGAACCGCUCAUUUGGAGAGAAUGUUUAUGAUUUAUGCGGAUUAUAAAAAAAGGAUUGGGUGGAUUUUUACCAUUAUAGGCACACACUGUGGACACACAUCUGUGUUCAAACACCUUAUAAAAGUGAAUUUUGCAUAAUAGGUCCCCUCUAAAGAGCUCAAAUGUUUUAAGUGGUAGACAACAAAACUCCAGAGUGCACAUAUAAUAAACAGAACAAUAUCGUUCGUUGGUGUGGAUGCUAAUAUUGUUAUAGUUAUCGUUCUUGGUGUGAACGGGCCUUAAGACUGAACCAAAACCUUCAAAUCUUUAUGCACACGUCAAACACCACAGAAGGAUUUUUAGAGCGAUUUAAAGGAUAUAAUAUAAUAUUGACAAAGUAUUGUUCAUUGUUUGUUCAUGUUUAAUAACUUACUGAAAAGUGUUACCAAAAUAAGAUAUGAAGUUUGUGGUCUUUGGUCAGAGAUUUUACAGAAAAUAUAGGAUUCAGAAGUUCAUUUCUGUAAAAUAUAAUAAGUUUGAACUUUUCUUACCAGAUCAGCAGUGGGAAACAUACCUGACCUCAGCGUGUUGUUUAUGUUGCACAUUAUUUGUGAUUGUGAAUAUCGUCAGCUUCUUCUCGUGUCACGCUUUCAGAAACACCUUUAAAAAUAAGAGCUCCUUCUGGAGGGACAAAACAUUUCUUUUUAAAACAUUAUUUUUUAUAAUUAUACAUAAGUGUCUUUAUUUUCUAUUCAAAAUGUAAUUUUAUUACUAUUUUUUAAAAGGAUCAUAAUUGUAAUCAGCUUCAUACAUUGUUUAUGAAAAAAGAAUAGAUAAAGACUAACAUUGAUUUACUUGAUUUCAUAAGUGUUUUCAGAAAUAUCUGAAAUGAAAUACUGACAAAAAGAACAAUGCUGUGAAAUGAACCUCCAUUUAGGACAGUAGUAAUAUUUCAAUUAAAAAUACAUAUUUAUAUUUAUAACUUUGAUAAAGACAAUAUGAAAAUAAAUGGUGCCUUUGUGUUCAAAACUUCUAA